Pseudomyrmex gracilis is the source of this 2671-nucleotide messenger RNA. It is a transcript of the gene Fbw5, whose product is annotated as F-box/WD repeat-containing protein 5. Gene Ontology annotation, biological process: protein ubiquitination. NCBI's taxonomy places the organism in Eukaryota, Metazoa, Arthropoda, Insecta, Hymenoptera, Formicidae. Gene Ontology annotation, cellular component: Cul4-RING E3 ubiquitin ligase complex; SCF ubiquitin ligase complex. Gene Ontology annotation, molecular function: protein binding. The record is from RefSeq and is a predicted model, not a curated record. The coding region runs from base 161 to 2191 and encodes 676 amino acids. The transcript has 9 exons.
UUGAUGGUCUACGCGAGAGACGCUCAAAGUUGCGCGCGCGACGACGGACGGCUGGUCGAGACUCGGGACGUCGGUCGAAUUCGUGUAUUCUCGGGAUAUGCACCGUGUAGUCGCUGACAGAUAUCAGCUGUUCUGGUAAAUAAACCAUCGCGUUUCGACGAUGGACGUUCAAGAUGAUGCGUCGGCCCAUCAAACGACCGACGAAGACACCACCGAGUCGGACACCAUCAGCGAGUGCCUGUCGCAACUGAGCGACGUUGACACCAACUGGUAUUACAUGCCAGAUUCUGUACUUCUGAGCAUCUUCCAAUACCUGACGCCGAAGGAGUUGCUUACUGCGGGCGAGGUGUGCAGUUCGUGGCACAGGGUGUCGCGUGACGAGUUCCUGUGGAAAUAUUUAUUUUAUCGAACGUACAAGAUAGAUCCGGACGUAGGCAUAAUGCCAGGAAAAACUUCCUGGUUGGGGGAAUUUAAACGUUUGGCGUAUCAUACUCCAUUGAUAGAAACCGAAGUUCUCAAGGAGCACUCGCAUCAGGUAUUACACGUGAGCUUCUCUCAUAAUGGCAAAAUGUUUGCAACUUGUUCAAAGGACGGAUAUAUUCUUGUAUGGCAAAGUCAAUAUCCUGUUACUAUAAAAUACUUGCAUGAUAUGAAGACGUUUAGCUGGAAGUAUACACAAUUUUCUCAAUUUAAUUGUACAGAUACCUUACUUCUUGUGUCUGGUGUCCACUUUGGCACACCACAUAGCACUUCGGGAGAAAUAGCAGUAUUUAGGGUAGCACCUGGUUUUGACCUACAAUGUAGAGUAGUGAAUAAGCCUUACGACAUAUUUGGUACGUGGUACAGUGAACGUUACCUUUUGAGUGGAAAUCUACAUUGGUUGGCACACUUAGUCAGUACUAGUGUAGUUUGGCUCAAUAAGGCAAAUCAGGAAUCAGCUAGCGAACAUGUGCCUAUUAUGACCCAACUCUUUAGAUUCUAUAAUGGAAAUGCUUCCUCGAUUAGAGCAAUUAUGGUUGCAAAUUGUCUGGCACCUGCACCAGCUGAAUCUACAGAAGAACAAAAUCAGCCGUCCUCAUCGAACACAAAAGAAGAAAGAGGAAAUCCACCGAGUCAUAAGGAUUUGAUGUCAACGUCGAGCGAGCCCGACAACUCGCAAGAGCAAGAAGAACCAGAAGUACUACAUCAUGCAUCAUCAAGAUUACAAUACAGUAAAUUAGAGGGAGGAUUUGCAAAUUGGAGAAAACUUGGUGAUGGUUUUGAAUAUGCUAGUCCUAUACAGUACAAUCAGGAGUAUAGACAGGUCGAGAUGCAGAAGAAUAUAUACGAGAGUGACAGCGAAAUUGAGAAUCUACAAUGGGAAGAGGAGAGCGAGUCUGAAGACUCCUCGAUAAUCGAAGAAUGUGGUACAGAUGAGCUGGCUAAUAAUCCAGAAAAGUUUCUUAUCUUCACUACCGGCUCAAAAACGUACACUCCGCAUAAAGUUGGUUUCAAGAGAAUUAAAUUGGUCAGUUUCCCAAGAAGAUUAGAUCCGGGACCGUCAUUACGCGAGAGGAUAGCUCAGCGGGAGAGAGAGCGAGAGAGACAGAAUACGCCGUCGGCGGAAGAUUGGUUAAAUUACGAAGCUGUGGCGGACAAAUUCGAUAAAAUAGAUCACCUGAUCGAUCUUCACGGUCAUAUCAUCGGAAUGGGACUUUCUCCCGAUCAUAGAUAUCUUUACGUAAACACGAGGCCGUGGCCAAAGGGUUACGUUAUUACGAAUCCUUUGCAACCGCCGCCAAUAGCUCAAGAAAUCGACAUACAUGUGAUCGAUUUGGUAACGCUAAAGCAAGUUGGCACAAUGUUACGAGCACACAAAGCGUACACGCCUAAUAACGAAUGUUUCUUUAUAUUUUUGGACGUAUGUAACGAAUACGUAGCGAGUGGUGCGGAAGACAAGCACGGUUACUUGUGGGAUAGGCAUUACGGGAUCUGCUUAGCAAAAUUUCCUCACACCGAUGUAGUCAAUUCCGUAGCUUUUAAUCCACGCGAUCCUGAAAUGUUAGUUACAACCAGUGAUGACUAUACGGUUAAGAUAUGGCGAAGUCGAGCUAUGGUGAAGUCUUUAGGUUUGGAUGAAAAUAACUAUCGUAGAGGGAUGGAGGUAAGAAAGAGGCGCAAAUUUCAGAAAAGCAGUAAUAACGUUGACUGACUAAAAACUAUUAAGUUCCCGAUUUAAACACAAUUUAUUUUUACAAGAUCUUAGAUAUAUAUUUUUCACUUAAGUUUGUACUAUACAAACAAGUUCUAGAAUCUAGAAUAUUGUGUAAAAGCACAAACAUAGAAUCUAUUUUUUGAUUCUCUUGAGAUUUAUACAAAUGCACAUACGGAAUUUUAUUUUGAUUUCUAUUUUUUUUUUUUUUUAUUUCCAAAAUUCUUAGAAGGAACAUAGAACAAAUAUUUUCCCAUCUGACUCUAUUUUGAUCUAGCUGUUUUACUUUUUCUUCUCCCCAAUGUUUUUCCCUAUCUCUCUUCUGCGCGUACAACCAACAUAUAUAUAUAUCUCACUAGAUAUACAUAUAUGAACACUAAAAGAAGUGUUAAAAGAUUGUUAUUGCAAAGGAUAUCACAAAAAAUUUACUGUUAUCGUGUCCAUUGUUAUUCUAAAUUAGAUAAAAAUAGUUAACAAGAA